GUGUAUGCCUGAAGUGUCUGGGUUUCGUUGACAUGGCUAUUUGAUACUGACUGGGCCACACAUUGCAGCAAGAGCUUCGGACAUAAUGAACUCCAACUACCAAAGAUGUUUGUUUACAUGUCUGUCAAUGACAACUCUCGCUGCUGUAGCUUUCUAUUGGACAGUUAAUCUAGAUGUGGAUAUGUUCCAACCCACAACUUUAAAAUCAACAAAAGUUAAUACGUCCAUAAGAGAAACGUCCAUUCUCGAGGUCUCUCAAAAGCAUCCCCUCGUAUUUCAUAGACGAAAUGUGGUCAUCACUUCAGCAGAUUCUCCUCAUGCAACUAAACGCAUUGUGUGGAUGAACGUCCCACCCUGGUACAAGACAGUCACAUCUUUCGCCCACUGUUACAUUCGUUCGUGUGAAAUAAGUACAGACGAGGCACAUAUUUCAAGAGCUGAUGCUGUGGUUGUCAAUGGUGUUGAUUUGCCUGCAUCAAAACACCCAAACACGGACAUGAACCAGGUGUGGAUUAUGUAUGGAUGGGAAGCACCUCCUUACUAUUAUAGUAACACAAUUUUCAGUCCUGACUGGAAUGGUCGCUUUAACUGGACAUUGACGUACCGAUUGAAUUCGGAUAUACCAUAUCCUUACAAUAGGAUAGUGUACACUGGAGGCAGUGUGAAUAUAAGUGAUGUUGUAAGACGGAAAAGCCGAUCUAUUGCUUGGUUUGUAAGCAAUUGUCGUACACCCUCAAAAAGGGAAGUGUAUGUUCGAGAACUGUCGAAACAUAUUGAUGUCGACAUUUAUGGCGCCUGCAGAAAUAAUGAGAAUUUUGACUGUCCCAAAGAAAGGUCCUUCGAUUGUCUUGGUCUGUUAAACACCACGUAUAGAUUUUAUCUUUCGUUCGAAAAUUCUCUAUGUAAAGACUACAUCACAGAGAAGUUCUACAACACGUUCAUGACUUCAGCUAUUCCCAUCGUUCGUGGAGGAGCUGACUAUGCACGUCUUCUGCCAGAAGGAACCUUCAUCAACACGGCAUCAUUUGACAGUCCAAAGAGUUUGGCGAACUAUAUCCGAUAUUUGGAGGGGAAUGAGACAGCUAUGGGGGCGAUUUUAGAAAGGAAGCACAAGUAUGAAUCCAUUAAUUCAGAAGGAACAGAUUUUGAUUGGAGGUGUCAGCUGUGUGCCAAGUUACAUGGAAAUACUACGAGAAAAUCAUACACAGAUAUGAAACAUUGGCUUAAAGAUGGACAAUGCCUGGAACAGCCAAAAGAUCUGCCGUAGUGCUUGGGAAUGUUUGAACAGGAAGAUAACCACUCGAUCCACAUCAUAAUCCAAUUGAACAGAAUACUACUUCAAACGCUUCAAAAGUUGACACGUAAUUAUUAAAUACCAUACAACGAACUGCCUUCAGAAUCCAAGGGUCCGCUCCACAAAGCUCUCGUAGUGCUAAGGUUAUCCUAACUCCCAUACUUUUGACGUAAUUUGUGGAAUUUUGUUGCGAGAUCCACCGGCGAAACAAUGUCAUGUGACGUCAGCCUAGCAACUAGGUUGCUUGGGUCAUCACCUGUGCAUAAACUCCUGUUAGUGAUCUAUCAUCUCUACAUACAAUGUCGUUGAAUAAGCCUAGAGAUGUUGAGGGUUUUCAAUAUUUGUCUGUGAAACUUUCUUUCCCGCAGUAAAUAAGGACGCGCUUUGGUAUUACACAACCUGUCAUACAGCUGUAUGUUUCUUAAACGAGUAAUCUCUUCACAGGCAUGUAGUAAAUAAAGAAAAGAGUCGGCUUAAGGUUUUUCCACGUGUACUCUGUAUAUAUGAAAAUGUAGAAUUGACGAGGCUUAGCGUUUUUCCAUGUGUAUUAACUCCGGAUAUAUGAAAUAUAGAAAUGACGAGGCUUUACGUGUUUUCUAUGUGUAUUAACUCGGGAUAUAUGAAAAUGUAGAAUUGACGAGGCUUAGCGUUUUUCUAUGUGUAUUAACUCGGGAUAUAUGAAAAUAUAGAAUUGACGAGGCUUAGCGUUUUUCCAGGUGUAUUAACUCGGGAUAUAUGAAAUAUAGAAAUGACGAGGCUUUACGUGUUUUCUUUGUGUAUUAACUCGGGAUAUAUGAAAUAUAGAAAUGACGAGGCUUUACGUGUUUUUUAUGUGUAUUAACUCGGGAUAUAUGAAAUAUAGAAAUGACGAGGCUUAGCGUUUUUCCAUGUGUAUAACUCGGGAUAUAUGAAAUAUAGAAAUGACGAGGCUUUACGUGUUUUUUAUGUGUAUUAACUCGGGAUAUAUGAAAUAUAGAAAUGAUGAGGCUUAGCGUUUUUCCAUGUGUAUUACCUCAGGAUAUAUGAAAUAUAGAAAUGACGACGCUUAGCGUUUUUCCAUGUGUAUUAACUCGGGAUAUACGAAAUAUAGAAAUGACGAGGCUUUACGUGUUUUCUAUGUGUAUUAACUCGGGAUAUAUGAAAUAUAGAAAUGAUGAGGUUUAGCGUUUUUCCAGGUGUAUUACCUCAGGAUAUCUGAAAUAUAGAAAUGACGAGGCUUAGCGUUUUUCCAUGUGUAUUAACUCGGGAUAUAUGAAAAUAUAGAAAUGACGAGGCUUUACGUGUUUUCUAUGUGUACUAACUCGGGAUAUAUGAAAAUAUAGAAAUGAUGUUUUUCCAGAUUUUCAUCAUUAUUUAUAAUAUUUCCCCUUUCCAUACCCAAAUUAUGUAACACAACACUGCAACAACAUAGGUCACAGUCUGUCUUUGGGUCGCCCUGAGCUCAUUGUUCAGGCACUGAAACCGCUGUUACAGGACACCGAAGGUCUGCUCAAUGAGCACCCUUGUCCUGCACAAUGACCCAUUGUAACGUUCCUCGGCACGGUUGGUGGGGUUCAGUAGAGGCAUCAGGAGGAAACAACGACAUGCAUAACCUGAUUCCCUCAGCAGAAAACCUGUGUACUGUACAUAAUAAAAUCAAGUCCAUCAUUUUUCAAAGA
Haliotis rufescens (red abalone) is the source of this 2952-nucleotide messenger RNA. Its product is annotated as glycoprotein 3-alpha-L-fucosyltransferase A-like. Gene Ontology annotation, molecular function: alpha-(1->3)-fucosyltransferase activity. The record is from RefSeq and is a predicted model, not a curated record. Lineage: Eukaryota; Metazoa; Mollusca; Gastropoda; Lepetellida; Haliotidae. Gene Ontology annotation, cellular component: membrane. Bases 86 to 1267 code for a protein of 393 amino acids. The transcript is spliced from 2 exons.